Molecule: messenger RNA, 1042 nt
Organism: Orbicella faveolata
Lineage: Eukaryota; Metazoa; Cnidaria; Anthozoa; Scleractinia; Merulinidae
Biological process (GO): extracellular matrix organization
Molecular function (GO): extracellular matrix structural constituent conferring tensile strength
Source: RefSeq, a predicted model, not a curated record
UUCCUAGGGUCCUGCGUUAGAAAAACAUUACAGGGAAUUAAAGUAACCGUUUAGACACCCUUCCCCUUUGUUGCUGGUUUUUGAAAGGACUUUUUUGCAUCACCUACAAAAAGGAGUGUUAAACUCAUGGCGAUCAAAACGUGUAGAAGGGAAUGGGUCAGGGUCUUGUGUUUUUUGCACUGCGCGCCGCACUGCGCCAGUUUUAAAGAGACGAGAACACCACAAAAAAGUAACUUCAGGGGCGUUGAUGCGACCUACUGUAGCGUUUGUACAAUGCACACACGAGGGACAUCCCGCGUAAUACUGUUAAACCCCGCUAUUUCAAACUCUCAGGGGAAACGAAAAAUAGUUUGAAAUAGCCGAUUGUAAUGAAGGGCUAAUCCAAAGGGAAAUGGUUUGGGGUUCGAAAUAAUGGGGAAGUCGAACUAACCGAGUUCGAAUUAGCGGGGUCAAACUAUACGAGGAAAUACCUGGCAUUAUGAAUUGUCUAUAAACUAUAAAUGUGAAAUGUCUUUUCCCUUUUCAGGGUUCCAUAGGCAGUGUAGGACUCAAGGGAUAUCGAGGCGAUUCAGGAGAAGAAGGUGAGGCUGGUCAACGAGGAUCGAUGGGAAAUUCGGGACUUCCAGGACCAUCGGGGCCAGCGGGAAGCGAAGGAGUCGCUGGUAGAGAUGGUCGUCCAGGCAGAAAGGGUGAAGCUGGUGACUUUGGAGAUCCUGGAGAUAGAGGAGCCACUGGAGCUAUGGGUCGGCCAGGUCAACCUGGAUCUCCAGGGGAACUGGGAUCUGGUGGAAUUGCAGGUAUAGCUGGACUCACAGGGCCAGCCGGACCUGCAGGGGCUGCUGGGAUGCGGGGAAGCGUUGGUCUGACUGGAUUACCGGGAGCUCUUGGGAAUGCUGGAGCGAAGGGCGAAGCCGGAGACUACGGUAAUGACGGAAAAGACGGAGAACCUGGAAGUGAGGGAAACGUUGGAGCGAUGGGCUCGCGGGGCGAACCGGGACAACCUGGAGGAGUGGUAGGUUUGGGUUAAAGGAUUUCCUUCUCU